AUGGUGCCACUGUGGUCUGCAGCUCUGGUGAUAGGACUGGUGGCAGUAGCAAAGCUGAUGCAACGCCAAUACAAAUACUUGAGUCAGCUUGGUGGUUUCCUCCCAGUUGCUGGAAUCCUGGCUAUUGCUGCUUGCAUCGCAGAAAACUCGUGCAUCUCUUGGUACAAGUACUAUGAGUACUCGGCAGAAUGGGGGCUUUUCUUGGGCUACGUUCCGCUUCACGUGGUGUUGAUUUGGCCUCUCUUUAUUCUCGGUGAACAUCGAUACCUCCGGUCGCUUUGCUCCAAGAAUUUGUUGCUCAGAGCCGGAUUUUGCUUCAUUGAUACAGCUUUGUUGGCAAAUCUGGUGGAGAUAUACUGUGUGUCAGCUGGUUUGUGGUCUUGGAAGGAAAGCAACUGCUUGGGUGUACCAUUCUUCGGCAUUCUUGGUUGGGCCCUAUUUGCUACACCCGCUGUUUUGGUGUUGACCAUCUUGGAAGCUGAACCUUUAGAGUUGCUCAACAGGCUCCGGCGGCCUAUGGUCUACACCCAAAACAGAUGCCUACAUCCCUUGCUUCUAUCAAUACCUUUCCUGUGCAUGGUAGUGCUUCACUUGGGACUCUUUCUGCUUUGGAAUCUGGGAAAGAAGCUCUCCACGUGGGAACUUUCCGCUUCCAAUGCUGCUGUGGGCAUUAGCAUCAUACAGCUGCUGUACCACUGCGCCACGAAGCACCUGAGCCAAAGCAAUCUUCGGAUUGCAGAUGAAGUUCCACGGUUGUUGGCUUGUGGAAUUGAAGCUGACAAGGUCUCGGCAGGCUCAACUUGUGCAAAGAUUUGCAGCUCCGAACGAGAAAAGUUGAUGCGGUUGGACUUGCGAUAUCUUGAGAUGCUUUGUGCGGUGGCAUGUCGCGCCAUCUGCAAGUCUGAAGCUCUCAGGAUGCUGACGAGAAUGACAGCAGACGAUGUAUGGCCUCGAGCUUGCUGUCCGAAGUGCACGAAGUGCACGAAGUGUGGAGACUUCUCCAUUCAAAUUGUCCGAGUCUCUGGAGAAGUUGCAGCAGAAGUUGCCAGAGACUCUGGUGCAGCUUGGCGCAUCGACGUUGUCGACGUCGACAGUCGCAGAGAAUCCAUGACGAUGCCGGUUUCGUCCACGGCGUCCACGGCGUCCACGGCGUCCACGGCGUCCACGUCGUGUCCCGAGAUGGUCCGAGCCAGGCAUGUGAAGCGCUUCCUCGAUGCCAACAGCUCCAGCUCCAGCAGCUCCAGCAGCUCCAGCAGCUACGAUGAUUCGCACAAGCACAAGAACUUGACGUUGAAGAACUUGCUUAUCUUGCUCUAUGGUGAGACCGUCAUUCAAGAUGACAUGGAUUUGAGUGAUCUAGUCAAGGGUGUCUUCCCUAGUCACGGCGGCGAUGAUGUCUUAGUCCUCACUUUGGUUACAGUUCCGUAUGUGAGAGGCUUCGAGCAGCAGUUGUUGAGCUACUCUCGGCGUGGCCAUAUAGCAAAAGUUCAGGAAGUCUACGAAGCACUAGGUUUUCCACAAGAUCCUGAUGUCACAGAUCAGCUGGGAAGGACUCCACUGUACAUGGCGGCAAGCCGAGGCCAUUGGGAAAUCGUGCGUUUGCUUUGCGACAAGAGUGCUUCGUUGGACAAAACAUGCACACAACUUCAAAGGACAGCCUUGUGCGUUGCCGCCAAGCGUGGUCAUUCUAACGUGAUCCAGAUUCUCUGCGAAGCCGGAGCCAACAAAGACUGGCCCGACAUCUGGGGUGCUUCUCCUUUGCUUAAUGCUUGCCGCACUGGUCAUUUUGAAGCUGCCAGACUGCUGUGCAAAGCACGAGCAAAUGUGGAUCAGGCUGACCUUGAAGGUCAGACGCCUUUGUCACUUUGUGAUGUCGAACAGCGACGUCUAUGGGUUGACGGAUUUGAUGCUAUCGAUCAGACAAAGAUUUCUGGUGGACAGAUGGAUCUGAUGGCACAGCCAAACCUUGAAAUCAAUCCGCCACAAGCCCGUGUAGGUACUGUUACUGAUACAGGGUACAAGAAGCGAUGGCUUCGCUGUCGUCGCUAUGCUUUAAGAACUGCUCUUGGAGCGUUUCAGUUUUCACUUGCUGCACAAAGGCAUGCAAGUUGCUCCACGAGGUGCUAAUCA
Messenger RNA from Cladocopium goreaui, 2130 nucleotides. NCBI's taxonomy places the organism in Eukaryota, Dinophyceae, Suessiales, Symbiodiniaceae. The record is from the annotation of a GenBank genome assembly.